UUUCGUUCGUAACGGUCGUAUUUUUCUUUGGUCUCUGAUAUGUUGAGCGGUGUGAUAUUGCAACAGUUGUGUGCGGUUAGUGCGGCGUUUAUGUUUUUAUGAUUUUCUCUCUUCCCAAACGCACACGUUCAUCUGCAAGGAAGGUGUAUUCGUUCUGGUCAGAGCAAGGCUUGUUAAAUUUUGGGCAGUGUUUUGAUGGUGUGGCUUAAAUUUUUAAACUACCUCCUGUAUCCAGCCUCGUGUGUAAGUGGCCAUCAGUUGCAACAGGAGUCGUGGUGAAAAAGUGCGUGUGUGGCUGAACCAAAGUGGCUCAUUUCUAGUAUUGUUUGGUACUCCCUGUGAUCACUCUAACGAUCGAUUGUGUUAAUGGGCAAAUGUGCACUGUGAACCUUUAACGUCGAUGCCAGAGUCUGGUACCUCGAGGUAAAGAAGUUGGAUUAAUUAAAGUACAACAUACUUUCGAAGGGAGGUUCCCGUACGGGCUUGGCAAAGCGUGGAUUACUUGGCUGCUUGAACCAGACAGCACACCAAUACAGGCAGAUUGCCGUUCAAAAUAGGCCCCGCAACAGCAUGACCCGUCGGCACCAUCCGACCUGGUCGGGUGUGCUUUCACAUCUGCUGCUGUACACCAGCUGUUGUAGUUCGCUGGUCGCGUGGGCCCAACAAACGAUUCCGAACGAUGCUUCGAGAUACAGUCCGCUGGAUCCGUUCAACCGACGCUAUAAUCCUACCUCAAGCAGCAACCAGCAACAACCUCAAGGUGGUUCCCCACAAUUCACCUCACAAUACACCCCACAGUCGAGUAAUCCCGACCUUCGGAAUACCAACUACAAUCGAGACUUCUACGGUACCGGUAAUGUAGACACAAACAAUAUCGACAACCGGUUCGAUCAGAAUCGGGAUCGGAAUCGAGAUGUUCUCUUCCAGAGCAGCACCCCGCGGGAUUACAGUGGAAAUCGGUUCACAAGUACAUUGCGACCACGCGUUAACUACAAUCAAGGAGUCAGCAGGAAUACUUUUCAAGAUUUAGUUAAUAAUGCAUUGGCCAAAGAGAUUACUUACUUCGUGGUGGCUUCCCGAAUGGUUCGACCUGGCCAAAUCUAUAAAGUUUCGGUAACGCUACUGGAAACGCAACACCCGUUGGCGGUUCGGGCCAGUAUCUCCCGGGAUGGUGUUGAGUUGAGCAGCGAACAGAAAUCAGUACGCGUUGGUACUCCGGAAGAGCUGCUGAUGAGAGUGCCUCCCACUAGCGUAAGAGGCGAUUACAAACUGAGAGUAGAAGGAUCGUACGAGAAUACUUUCGGCGGAUAUGUGUUCGUAAAUGAAACGAAAUUGACAUUUUCACAGAGAUCGAUGACAAUCUUCGUACAGAUGGAUAAACCCGUUUACAUGCAGGGAGAAAUGAUUCGAUUCCGCACGAUUCCGAUCACUACCGAGCUGAAGGGUUUCGAUAAUGCAGUUGAUGUGUACAUGCUGGACCCGAACAAGCACAUUAUGCGAAGAUGGCUGACCCGACAGUCUAACCUUGGUUCCGUGAGUUUGGAGUAUAAACUAUCUGAUCAGCCGAUGUACGGCGAGUGGACGAUUCAAGUCACCGCUCAAGGUCAGGUUGAGGAGGCAACGUUUACAGUGGAAGAGUACUAUCAAACCAGGUUUGAAGUGAAUGUAACGAUGCCGGCGUUCUUCUUCCAAACGGACCCGUAUAUCUAUGGAAAGAUUAUGGCAAAUUUCACAAAUGGAACUCCAGUUAAAGGAAAUCUUACACUGAAAGCUACCAUUCGUCCGAUCGGUUGGAUGAAUCCCAUGGCUAUCAAUCACGUGAGUCGAGUUUGGAAUACAGGAAAUCGACGAGAAUUGGACCCGGAUGUUCCUUACUACCUGCUGAACAGUGAUCCGAAUCUGUACAAUGCACACAGCACUUACACCAGUCAGUUAGGUCCCGAUAUCCAAGGUAACGAUCAACGAUAUCAACAGACUGGUGGAUUGCAAGAUUCGUACAUCUAUGAGCGACACUAUAACUUUGACGAAGAGUGGCCAUUUUGGGUGAAGAAACCUAUAGAUACGGCCGCACAGUGGGACUCUUGGACCAAUACCUACCGAGAAAGUUUGCCGUACCUGCGUUACUUCAAUGGCACCUAUCACUUUCGGUAUCCUAUGUCUGAACUUGCCAAUUUGUUCACAAGUAACAUGGCAGGAAUGGAAGUUCUAAUCACGGCACGCGUCGGGGAACGGUUUUACGAUGAAAUCAUCGAAGGAUAUGCUAUGGCACGCAUUUAUAACUCGUCGAUCCGAAUCGCAUUCCUCGGAGAUUCGCCGCAGGUUUUCAAACCAUCAAUGCCAUUUACACUGUACCUAAUUGCAGAAUACCAUGACGGUUCGGCACUUCCAAUCAAUCCGUUCUAUCCGGGCCGUAUGGAAGUUUCCGGUUCUAUCGACAGCCGUAGUGGAGGAGGGCGCAAUUCCUUCGAUAUCCGCGAACUUCAAAUGUCGGAUAAACCCGGAGUCUGGGAGUUGAAAAUCGAUCUGCGAAAUGAUCUCAACUUGGAAAAUAACAAACAAACCAAUGAUUUUUUAAACGAAAUACAAUCGAUGCGUCUGUCUGCACUGUAUACAAGUGCAACAGGAGAACGCGCUUCGACGGAACUUCUGCUGUUGUCUCACUACUCUCCCAAUAAUCACAAUAUCAAAGUUUCAACCAGCACUGUGGAUGCCAAAGUGGGCGAAUAUAUCAUCUUCCACGUGCAAAGCAACUUCUUUAUCAAAGAUUUUCACUAUAUCGUCAUGUCUAAGGGAAUAGUGCUAAUUACAGGACAGGAAAUUUUGUCCGGAGGUGUUCGAACGAUGUCUAUUACGUUGAGUGCGGAAAUGGCCCCUGUUGCUACCAUCGUAGUAUGGCACAUUGGUAGAUACGGGAAGGUAAUCGCAGACAGUCUAACCUUCCCGGUGAACGGUAUUUCGAGAAACAACUUCACGGUGCUGAUCAAUAAUCGGAAGGCACGUACGGGCGAGAAGGUGGAGGUUGCAAUCUAUGGAGAAGCCGGCUCGUACGUUGGUUUGUCCGGUAUUGACAAAGCGUUCUACUCGAUGCAGGCCGGUAAUGAAUUGACUUACGCAAAUGUGAUAACAAAAAUGGCCACGUAUGAUGAACAAACAAACGGAACACUGAAAAAGACAUGGAUUUCUCACGAAGGAGAUCCGGAUGAGUUGGUGUAUUACCCUAGCUCUACGUUUGGAAUCGAUGCCAAUAGAACAUUUGAGUAUUCCGGAUUGGUGGUGUUUACGGAUGGAGUUAUUCCGAUGCGACCACUCACAUGUGAUCCAGCCUUGAACUACAGCGAGUGCUUGAACGGGCGAUGCUACCGAAUGGACAAGAGAUGUGAUGGAUACUUGGAUUGCGAGGAUGGCACAGACGAAGCUGGUUGUGACAGAAGUAAUAGUACAGCUCUUACAGAAUUCCGAAAGUAUCGGUUUAACAGAAUUCUUCGACACUACGAAAAUGUGUGGCUAUGGAAGGACAUUAACAUCGGUCCUCACGGAAGGUACAUAUUCAAUCUGGAAGUUCCGAAGGUACCGGCACUUUGGAUGGUGUCUGCGUUCGGUGUUAGCGCAACAAGUGGAUUUGGCAUGAUUAGAAAACCUAUCGAGUACGUCGGAAUUCAGCCAUUCUUCAUCAACAUCGAAAUGCCGACAGUCUGUCGUCAAGGGGAACAAGUCGGUAUUCGUGUUGCCGUGUUCAACUAUCAAACAGUGGAUAUCGAAGCAACGGUGGUUCUUCACAGUUCGCCUGACUACAAAUUCGUACACGUCGGAGAAGAUGGAAUUGUUCGUUCCUACAAUCCACAAACAUCGUUCGGAGAACAUCAGUUCUACAUCUAUCUGCUGGCUCAAGACUCCACUAACGUGUAUCUACCGAUUGUACCCACCCGUCUGGGUGAAAUUGAAGUAACCAUUCAUGCUUCAACACUGCUUGGAGCCUACCAACUGAGCCGUAAAAUCCGAGUAGAAGCAGAUGGUCUCCCACAGUAUCGUCACCAGUCUACGUUGCUAGAUCUCAGUAACCGUGCUUACUUCUUCCAAUACAUGCACGUGAAUGUCACAGAAACUCCGAUUAUUCCGUACGAAAUUGAUCGUUACUAUGUAUUCGGUUCCAACAAGGCUCGCAUUUCCAUAGUUGGCGAUGUAGUCGGAGCUAUCUUCCCAACAAUGCCCGUGAACGCAACUUCAUUGCUAGCUCUCCCAGUGGAUUCAGCCGAACAGAAUAUGUUCAGUUUUGCGGCUAAUUUUUACACCAUUCAAUACAUGCGUGCUAUCAAACAGCGAAACAAGCGUACGGAGAAACAGGCGUUCCAUUAUAUGAACAUCGGCUAUCAAAAACAAUUGAGUUACCUUACGCCGGAAGGAUCGUUUUCUCUAUUCCGCGCCGACUGGAACCAAUCGGCAUCUUCGGUGUGGCUGACGGCUUACUGUGCCCGUAUCUUUGCGGAAGCAUCGUUCUACGAAUACGAAAACUUUAUCUACAUUGAUCCGGUGGUCGUGCAGAAAAAUAUUUACUAUUUGCUAAGACACCAGACGGAGGAGGGCUCGUUCUGGGAGGUCACCUGGUUACCGGAUCGGAAGGUAAAUCGGUCCUCGGAAAAUCCUCAAAAUGAGAUCAUUCGUACGAAAAACAUAACACUGACGGCACAAGUUUUAAUAACACUUUCAUCGGUGAAAGAUUUAGCUGGGAUACUUGGCUCAAGGGUGUCACUAGCGGAGCAGAAAGCAUCAAGGUACAUAGAGCGGAAUCUGGGUCUGAUUAAAGAAUAUGCGUCACCAUACGAAAUCUCAAUUGUUAGUUAUGCCCUUGCCAAGGCAAAGGCACCCCAAGCGGAGCACGCGUUCAAAAUUUUAGCUAGUCGGAUGAGAACAAUUGCCGACCUUGCCUAUUGGGGUAAUGACGAGGUGCCGCAGCCACCGAGUAAACUGGAAAAUCAGAAGUACUUCAACCUACCGCGAUUGCCUUAUAAGUACGAUUCCAUCAACAUUGAAACGACGGCGUACGCGCUACUGACCUACGUAUCACGUCAGGAAACAUUUACCGUUGAGCCGAUCGUACGUUGGCUGAACUCCCAGCGUCUAACCGAUGGUGGUUGGGCUUCCAGUCAGGACACCGGCAUCGCCAUGAAGGCUCUUGGCGAAUACAGUACCAGAAAUCGUAUUGCCGAUGUAACCACACUUUCCUUGACCGUGGAAGCCACCUCACUGCCUGGACAGUCAAAGAUUUUGCAUAUCGGAAGAAAUAAUCUUGCCGCGAUUCAGAGUAUCGAUAUACCGAAUGCAUGGGGUACCGUGAAGGUGCAAGCUAGAGGUGUUGGCUACGCAAUUCUGCAGAUGCAUGUAGAAUACUCGGUAGAUUCGACGAAGUUCCAAACCAGUCCACCAGUUACAGCUUUCGAUCUGACUACACGAACCAUCUUCCACGGCAGAAAUCAGUCGCAUAUCAGCUACGUGAUUUGUCAAAGAUGGACCAACACACAAGAAUCGAUUCGAUCCGGUAUGGCUGUUCUGGACGUUGCCGUUCCCACUGGAUACAUGAUUCAACAACAGAAACUAGAUCGAUAUAUUCUAAGCAAACGAGUGCGGAAUCUGCAACGAGCUCGGUAUCAAGAACGCAAAGUCUUGUUCUACUUUGAUUACUUGGAUGACGAAUAUGUGUGCGUAAACUUUACCCUCGAACGCUGGAUGCCCGUUGCCAACAUGUCCCGUUACCUGCCGAUACGAGUGUACGAUUACCAUGCCCCUGAACGCUUCAACGAAACUUUGUUCGACUCCUUGCAAACCUAUCUGUUGAACAUCUGCGAAGUAUGCGGUAGCUCUCAGUGUCCGUACUGUUCGAUCUACAACACUGCCAUUCGGAAUCCGGUGUCGGUGUUGUUACUACUGGUCACCAGCAUACUGAUUGUGGCCCGUCACUAUCGAAUAGUCAAUCCCAGCAGUUGGAUUUUUUGGAAUGAUUAGGAAGUAGAAUCGAUCGACUGCUUUAUCAAAGACAAGAUAAAAUCUGCCACACGAGAACAGCUCUUUUAAUUGUUUAAGCCAGACGUGUAAAUAACUCGAAUUCGCUAACACACGAAUUUCUGCUAGGAAACUGCAUGCGAACAGAAUGUGCGAUUUUUUGUUUGUUUGUUCUAAGACUCGUGAAAUGUUUUUAUAGUAUUGUAGAUUCGCAUUCAUAUCGCACUGUUCUUGCAUGAUUCCAUCCAAGGCAUUUGUUUUGUACAAUUAUCUGUUCAUUAUUUAAAGCAAUCUGUACAAGCCGAUGGAAUAGUAUUUAGUUUACAUUUCUUUUCUUCAACAAAAAAAGAAUCUCAAUCUGUAGAAAAAUGCGACAUUUUGCAAGUGUUAGUCUCAUUAAGUGCUAGCAAAGUUACGCAAAAUUUAACAGAAGGAAGUCUAAGCAGUAAUAGUUAUUGUUUUAUCUUUUAUAAUCUUUUCGUAGUGCGAAUUUUAUUCGUUUCUUAGGUUUUAUAGAAUUAAACUCACGCAACAGAAAUCUUCAGGCCGUCCAAAUUAUCUGGUCAUAAGUUUUGUAUUAUGUUAAGACACUUAAUUUUAAUCAAUUAAACGAAACCCAUCCAUUGAAGUAACUUAAAUAGAAAUGAAUUGUCGAUAUAUAAGGUUCAGUUUUAUCGGUAAAAAUCUCGACUAUCAGGAAGAAAUCAUAUCGUACUGCAAAGUUCAGCUUGUAAUCCAGUAUCAGCGCUUUUUAGGCAAACAAUACAAACAGAUGUUACAAAUUGUCAGGUGCCUUAACCAGUCCGAAAUAAUCAAUCUAGGAAGAAGGGAUAGAGAGCAAUUUUUGAUAGGUUCUCGUUUAGGAAGAAAUGUCAACGAGAUGGAAAGAUAAAGUAUUUUCUAUGAUGACGUUUCUUCACAGCAUUCACAGAACGUGCUGUUAUUGCAAUAGCAGCAAUAGUAAUUGAAAAGAUCUUUUUUUUUCAAAUAAAUAUGUGAAAAUUAAA
Malaya genurostris is the source of this 7001-nucleotide messenger RNA. It is a transcript of the gene Mcr, whose product is annotated as CD109 antigen. Gene Ontology annotation, cellular component: extracellular region. The record is from RefSeq and is a predicted model, not a curated record. Lineage: Eukaryota; Metazoa; Arthropoda; Insecta; Diptera; Culicidae. Gene Ontology annotation, molecular function: protein binding; endopeptidase inhibitor activity. The transcript is spliced from 8 exons. Bases 571 to 5997 code for a protein of 1808 amino acids.